UAAAUAGGUGAGAAUGAGAUUGAGUGACAUACAAGCCAGACUGAAAGCCCUCUUUCUCCCUCCCUCAUGAUCUUAUCCCUUCUUUAGCAUCUCAUCUACCACUGCGAUUGCCAAUCUCUCUCUAGUUUCCCCACCUCUUCCUCUAAUCCCCUUGACGUGCCUCGGAAUUUGAGAUCCUAUUUUUCAGAAGCCUGUUAGUACUACCUCGAAGGGGAAAAAUGAAUUCUUUUUUAUGUAGGUUUCCAUGCUACUAGUUUUCUUUGGGAGCCAUAAAUUCACCUGCCGCGUCUAGUAUUUCGGAAAUAUUUUGUAUUUAAAGCGAGAGAGAGAGAGAGAGAGAGAGAGAGAGAGAGGGGAGAGAGAGAAGUAAGCAGCAGCCGAGUCCGAGCAUCUCUCUAUUUCCCUCGCCCAGCUCUCAGAUCCGAAGCCCGGAAGGAAAUCGCGCCAACAGGCCCUAGCCCCAGAUGCGCGCCGCCGCUUGCUACAGGCGCUGCUGCUACUGCUUCUAGGGGGUCCUGCGGAGAUGCUGGGCGUCGAGCCCGAGGGCAGAGGCGGCGCGUCCUCCUCCGCCGCCGCAGAGAAUUUUGACGCUGGGCAGUAUGCCUUCUUCGGGAAGGAGCCACUGGAGGGGUUCGAGCUCGGGGGCUUGGAGGAAGCCGGCGGCAGUGAUGCCAAUGGCGGUGGAUUCAGUGGGCCAGAUGAGGGGCUGUACCGGCUGAACUCUGUUGGAGAUGAGAUUGAUGAUCUGAGUAACCUGUCUGACAUUGAUGAUCUUGCAAGCACCUUUGCUAAGUUGAACCGAAGCAUUAGUGGAACCCGGAAUCCUGGUGUUAUUGGGGACAGGAGAUCCAUUUCACGAGGAAGUUCUUUAACUGUUGACUGGGCUGAGGAUGUGGAGUUUUCAAACUGGGGAGAUCAAGACGUAUUUGAAAAUGAGGAAUUCCACGAAAGUAAAAGAUGGUGGUCAUCCAAUUCUUCAGUUCAGCAAGGGGAUUCUAACUCCAGACCACUAAGUCGAACAUCUUCCUACCCUCAGCAGCCACUGCAGCACCGGUCAAGUGAACCUAUCGUUUUACCAAAGACAUCUUCAUUUACCUCAUUCCCACCACCUGUUGCUGCUGCUGGUGGUAGAUCCCCUUACCCUGCUCAAGGCCUUACACGUCAUGGGAGCAUUCCAUCAAUUGGUGCUGGGCUCCAAAUGGGUUCUCCAGGCAUGUCACUUUCUGCUUCUCCAUACCAUAUGGUCGGACCAUCUCAUGGGCUGCCAUACACAGGAGGAAUGCCUUAUGGUGCUCUUAACCUGCCUGUAAACAAUCCUGUGCAAAAUGAUUGGUCGAACCAUGGUAACCCUUUCACUGGGGAACAUCUUAAUCUACUGCCCAACUUAUUGCACAAACAAUUAUCACUUCCUAAUAGCCCAAUGCCAUCACUCCUGUUUUCUCAGCAUCAGCAGAGAUUGGCACAGGUCCAAUCACCCCAUCAGAAUUACCUCAAUAUAACUCCACACCUGCUAUAUCCCCAUCACUCUGCAGAGAUUACAGGCAGGUUUGAUUCUGUUGGCAGUUCUCAUUCAUCAAGAGACAAGAGAUCAAGGUCGGGGAGGGGAAAGCAUAGCCUUCGCUUCUCUCAACCACCAUCUGAUACUGGUAGCCAGAAUGGUGACAGCGGAGGUAUAAAGUUUAGAUCCAAGUACAUGUCAUCUGAAGAGAUUGAAUCAAUCUUAAGGAUGCAGCAUUCUGCAAGUCACAGCAGUGAUCCUUAUGUUGUUGAUUACUACCAUCAAGCUUGUAUGGCAAAAAGAGGCGCCACUUCUAAGCAAAAGACCAAUUUCUCCCCAACAUCAAUGAAAGAUAUACCAUCCAAGUCUCGAUCCAGCAGUGAUCAGCACACAUAUCUUCAGGUUGAUGCUCUUGGAAGAGUAUCUUUCUCUUCCAUACGUAGGCCUCGGUCUCUUCUUGAGGUUGACCAUCCUUCAUCUGCUGAUGGCUCCCAUGAUCAGAAGUCUACUGUGAGGCCCCUGGAGAAAGAACCAAUGCUUGCAGCAAGAGUCACUGUUGAAGAUGCCCUUUGCCUUCUUCUUGAGGUUGAUGACACUGACCGUCUGUUGCAGUCUAGCCAGUCACAGGACAACAUUUUCCAACUGAAGCGGAGACGGCAAGUCCUCCUGGAAGGUCUAGCAGCAUCACUGCAGUUUGUUGAUCCUCUCGGACCCAGCAAAUCUGGUCAUUCAUCUGGGUUAGCCCUGAAGGACGAUGUUGUUUUUCUUCGCAUUGUUUCUCUGCCCAAAGGACGUAAGUUUUUAGCACGUUACCUUCGGCUUCUUGUCCCUGGCAGCGAGUUGACCCGGAUAGUAUGCAUGGCAAUUUUUCGCCAUUUGAGGUUCUUGUUUGGGGGUUUGCCAUCAGACUCUAGUGCAGCAGAAACUACAGUUGCUCUUGCAAAGACUCUUUCAUCUUGUGUGCAUCACAUGGAACUUGGUGCUCUUAGUGCCUGCCUUGCUGCUGUUGUCUGUUCAUCUGAACAGCCACCCCUGCGCCCUCUUGGUAGUUCUGCUGGUGAUGGGGCUUCUCUAGUUAUUAAAUCAGUACUGGAUCGAGCAACUGAGUUACUGACUGAUCGCCAUGCUGCAGCCAGCUACACUGUGCCAAACCGUGCUCUCUGGCAGGCAUCGUUUGAUGCUUUCUUUGGUCUUCUAACAAAAUACUGUGUCAGUAAGUUUGAAAGUAUUCAGCAGAUGUUUGUCAUGCAGGCACCAAGCUCAGGAAUUGGACCUGAGGCUUCCAAAGCUACUAGUAAGGAGAUGCCUGUUGAGCUACUUCGUGCAAGCCUUCCUCAUACAAACGAGCAGCAACGCCAGCGGCUUCUUGAUUUUGCUCAGAGAUCCAUGCCAGUAACAGGUUUCAAUCCCUCAGGUGCUAGAGGUGGGCACAUCACUUCAGAAUCUGUUCCUGGUUGAUGUAACCGAAGGAGACACACAAGGGCAAAGAGUCAAUGCUUUUAAACAUUGAUGAGCUGGUCUUCAGCUGAUAAUUAUUGUAUCUGAAGACAUGCAUGCCCCAUUAUAAGUUGUGAGCGAGCUUGGAGAAGUUCCAUUUGCUCAGGAAAGUAGCCUUCACUUCAGGUUGUGACGUAAGUUUAGGUUUCAGAGUAAUCGAAUAGACCAGUGAAAUCUGCCUUAUGUGGGUCAUUUAAUAUAGCACCCACCUGAUGAUAUUAUAAUAGACUAUGCAUGUACGUACCUAUACUGUUGUAACUCUGUGCAGUGUUGAAACUGGUGGUCAUGGGGCAUUUUAGUUUUUAACAUUUAUCUGCUCCAGCGAAGAAGACCAUUGUGGGCGUAGUUUUUAGCCUGAGAAGAAGACCUCUGGUGAGCGGGCAGGCACAUUUGCAUUCCUACCAGUCUAGCAGUGAUUGUACAGGUUGGGUUAUCGCUUAUCAGGGACUUUCUGCUUGUUAUUUUUCACGAGUGGAAGGUGCCCAGUAUCAGGUGUCAAAGUAUGUGGGGGGUGGUUUACUGGUUUAGCGUCUUGUUUACUUCACUUAGGUCAAAAUGUGUUCGAAUAAUGGAGUACUCUUUUUAGGCUUUGGUAAAGAUACAUUCUUCUAGUUCUUAAGUCUAAGGUUUCAGAUCCAGAUACCCACUGAUAUUGUUAUAGUGGAAUCCUGGAACAGGAAAUGUACCCUUUUACAUUUCUACAGUUGAUGUUCUUCGUAGGUCACUGGACUGGUUUGCACAUUUUGGGUUUUAUUUAUAUACUGACAUACUGUUAUUUAUUAAGCUACUCGUGAGUCUUGGGCUCUUUGGCCGCUA
Sorghum bicolor (sorghum) is the source of this 3811-nucleotide messenger RNA. RefSeq lists its product as uncharacterized. The coding region runs from base 524 to 2956 and encodes 810 amino acids. The record is from RefSeq and is a predicted model, not a curated record. Gene Ontology annotation, molecular function: RNA binding. NCBI's taxonomy places the organism in Eukaryota, Viridiplantae, Streptophyta, Magnoliopsida, Poales, Poaceae. Gene Ontology annotation, biological process: deadenylation-dependent decapping of nuclear-transcribed mRNA; P-body assembly. The transcript has 5 exons. Gene Ontology annotation, cellular component: P-body.